AUGACUGAGUCCAUUCUCCAAAGUCCGGUCCUCUGUGUCUCAGAGUCUGUGCGGCUGGUUGGAGGCUCUGGUCUCUGCUCUGGAUCACUGCAGAUCUGGGACCAGUCCUGGACCUCGGUCUGUGAAGGGGCCUUGGACCUGAGGGGAGCAGAGGUGCUGUGCAGGGAGCUGGACUGUGGCGCUCCUUCUUUCCUCCAGGGGGCGCGCUCUCCUGUGGGGCAGACGUUCCACUGUGAAGGCCAUGAGUCUGCUCUGAUGGACUGUCCCCGCUCCAGACCCAAGACCUGCUCCUCUGGACCCAGUGUGAACAUCACCUGCUCAGAGCCUGUCAGGCUGGUGGGAGGGUCCGGUCGCUGUGAUGGGAUCCUGGAGCUCAGACACAGAGGAGACUGGAGACGUGUGAAGACGUCCUUUGACAUCUGGACUCUGAUGGAGACAGCUGCCGCCUGCAGAGACCUGGGCUGUGGCUCUGCAGUGAAGCAGAAGGAGAGAUGGGACUUUCCAAAGAGCCCGGUGUGGGGGGUCUUAUCGUACUGUCUGUGGAGCGCCUCUCUGAGAGAGUGUAUCUCGGAGGAAGACUCCACCUCCUCCAAAGGAGUGGAACUGGUGUGCUCAGACUUACUGAAUCGUCCAAUCCUGUCCCUCGUGGUGACGGUGGGGGUCUCCCAGGUGGAGGUCCAGGUGGAGGUCCAGGCAGUGCGUGUGCAGUUGGGGUCUCAGUUCUUGGUCCAGUGCUCGGUGAAGCCUCAGUUCCCAGGAGGCUCCUUCCAGCUGCUCUCUCCCUCUGGGAACCACACCCUGCCUGCUGUCAAUCACUCUGCCCACUUCCUGUUCAAUCACACUGGCCCCGCCCACAAAGGAAACUACACCUGUGUUUACCACCUACAGGUGUUCAACCACAGCUUCACCUCCGAGAGCGAGAGACUGGAGCUGAGGCUGGGAGCUUUAGACUCAGACCUGAUCAUCAGGGUCCUGAUGAUUCUCCUGCUGAAGCUGCUGUACAUCUUCCCAUUGUACUGCAAGGUCAAAAGAGGCUCUCGACGGACGGACCGACUGUGA
Molecule: messenger RNA, 1059 nt
Organism: Knipowitschia caucasica
Lineage: Eukaryota; Metazoa; Chordata; Actinopteri; Gobiiformes; Gobiidae
Source: the annotation of a GenBank genome assembly